AUGCGUUCGCGCAUCAUCGUCGUCGCCCGACUGUCUCUUCCCGAACCUCCGUUGCCACAGCCGCCGCGCCUCUCCUCACCCGCAGUCUCUGGCGCCGCACCCGAAAACAUGCGCGUCAAGCGCGCGCGAAAAGUGCGUAAGUAUCUGCGCUACUACCGUUCCGCCCACGGAUUCCGCGAGCCGUACAAGGUGAUCGUCGACGGAAACUUCAUCGCCGCCUGUGAAAAGCUGAAGCUCGGCAAAGCCAAAGACGCCGUCGCAAAGUACUUGGUGAGCUCCCCGCGAGACGUCAAGGUGUUCACGACUAGGUGCGUGCAGGAUGAACUGCGAAACAUGGGACCGGAGUACAAGGGAGCGAGUAUGCAGACGAAGGAGUUGAAUUUGGUCGGUGGCGGACCGGCGCCGGGCGAGGCCACGGCGAGCGCAUCCAUUGUGGACGCGUGCGGGGUGUCCAACGAGGAGCGGUUCGUGGUGUGCACGCAGGAUGAAGAUUUGAAGGAAAAGUUACGGAAGUGUAAGGGAGCGGUGCCCAUCGUGUUCGCGCACACGAGCGGAUUGCAGAUGGAGCCGCCGCCGGACGCCACGGCGGCUGGCUUGACGUCACAGAAGGAGCAAGUGCAGGGAUUGAGCGAGAAGGAGAUCCGGGCGCUCGGUGUGGAGGAGAAAGAUAUUCGGGACGUCUACCGCGUCAAGACGUCGGUCAAGUUCAAGAAGAAGUCAGGCGGAAAGAAUCCGUUGAGCUGUCUGAAGAAGAAAAAGAAGGAGCCGGCAGUCGUCGCGCAGCCGAGCGGCGAGAAGAAGAAGCGUCCGCGAAGAAAAAAGCAGAACAGUGAGGGCGCGACGAAUUAG
Molecule: messenger RNA, 849 nt
Organism: Ostreococcus tauri
Lineage: Eukaryota; Viridiplantae; Chlorophyta; Mamiellophyceae; Mamiellales; Bathycoccaceae
Product: unnamed product
Exons: 1
Coding region: 1-849 (282 amino acids)
Cellular component (GO): nucleolus; small-subunit processome
Molecular function (GO): small ribosomal subunit rRNA binding
Source: RefSeq, a predicted model, not a curated record